AGCCACACCCAGCAGCAGCCGACAAUCUACUUGAUUCACUUCAGCGGCCGCAGACAGAGAAGUCACACUGAGAAAAAUCACACGCGUAACAAAAUUCUUAGAUAGAAUCCCUCGGAUACCGAAACCAUGGCUGGAGUGAGCUCGUGUAUGAAGUAUUCCAUGUUCUUCUUUAACUUCUUGUUUUGGGUUGCAGGGUGCAUUAUCCUUGGGGUGUCCAUAUGGCUCCGUGUGAACAAAAACAAUCAGAUCGUUAGUUCUGAUAUACCUGCUGUCAAUCUGCUAAUCGCCAUUGGUUCAAUCAUCAUGGUUCUUGGAUUUCUUGGCUGCUGUGGAGCAAUCAGAGAAAGCCGCUGCAUGCUGCUGUUGUUUUUCAUUGGAUUGCUGCUAAUCUUCUUGCUGCUGGUUGCUGCAGGGAUCGUUGGCAUUGUGUUCAAAUCCAAGGUUGAAGAUGGUAUGAAGCAAGCAUUGCAGACCUAUGUUCCAAUAACCAGCCAGCCACAGGAAUUCCAGAAUGCUAUGAACAGCUUACAAAGCGAGGUAAAGUGCUGUGGAAUUGUCAAUGGUGCUAGUGACUGGGGAAACGCCGUUCCUGAUUCUUGUAAGUGCCAAGCGCCUAACAACUGUACAUCGGGUUCACCCAGCGUUUAUAAACUGAGCUGUGGAGACUACAUCAUUCAACAAACGCAGAACAACAUGAUAAUCGUCUUGGGUGUUGCUUUUGGACUGGCCAUCCUCAUGAUCUUUGGAAUGACCUUCUCCAUGUCCCUCUACUGCCAAAUCGGCAGGAAAUAAGCUUCCAGAAACCACUCGUCUCAAGCCUGGGCAGGCACUGACUUCAAGAUGAAGUGUUGCUGCACGACAUUCAUUUGACCGUUUUUUUUCAAGUUACCAACUGCAUUUAUUAUUUCCAAUUUGCUAAGCAUUGUGGACUGUUAUGAGCGGUGAAUUUUAAUUGGUGGAAGCCGUGCAUACAUUAUUUUGGUUUUAGUAUAAAAUCUUAAUGUCUUGUGUAAUUUUUUUUUUUUCCUCCUCCUGGAGGUGAAGUUUUAUUGUGUGUUCAAUACUUACAAAUCCAAAUGUUUUAUUACUUUCAAUAAAAGUGUUUUUUUUAUAA
Erpetoichthys calabaricus (reedfish) is the source of this 1114-nucleotide messenger RNA. RefSeq names its product tetraspanin-8-like. The record is from RefSeq and is a predicted model, not a curated record. The coding region runs from base 127 to 792 and encodes 221 amino acids. Gene Ontology annotation, cellular component: membrane. Lineage: Eukaryota; Metazoa; Chordata; Cladistia; Polypteriformes; Polypteridae. The transcript is spliced from 8 exons.